GAAGGUAGAUAGUCUGAUAAACAAAGAAAAACUCAAAAAGGUUGGUUCAUUCUGAUGCAAUUUUACUCAAGAUCAUCUUCACAAAUCCUUUUUUUUUUUAAAAGACUGCAGCAAAAAGCUAUUCGUGAACCAGAUCGAGACCAGUAAACAUCAGUAUCUUCUUCACUCAUCCCCACCAUACCAAUUCUCUCAAGGUGAAGCAUCUCGCACAUUCAUCACCGUGAGCCUCUUUUCAAUUUCUCUUCUCUAUCUCAUCUUUUUCUCUUUCUUUGAUUUUUUGGAGUUAGAUUUUAGAGUGAACUGAAACCAAAUUUAUAACUUUGAUUUACAACUAUUGUCUCAACUAGUUGAAGAGGUUGACUGUAUGUGGUAAAAAUGAAACUGGAGGGUUUCAUCUUUUAAAAUUUGGAACUUAGAAUUCUCAAAAAAAAAAAAUAUUGAGACUUAAAAGUUUUAACUUGACAUAAAUAAAGUUAAAUAACUUAAAUAAAUUUCAGUCAAAUGUAAAGAGUGCAUUUGUAUUCUUUAUUAUCUCCAUUGAUCUUGUUAUUUGUCAUUUAUUUAACUACGGAAGUUCCCAAAAAGACAUUUUUGGUGGGAUUCGGUGUUAGGUAUGUACAAGUCAUUUGCAUAUCUUUGUAGGCCUUAACUUUAAACAUGUUGGUUCAGAAAUAAAAAAGAAAAGACAUUGGAUUCGAACAUUUUGAGUUUUAGAAAAGCAUGAAAAUCAUUGUACUUUUGGGGGUAUUCGUCCUUGGUCGCCACCUCUUUUCCAGAUGGUGCCGGCGGCAUGAUAUUGAUGCUGCCACAAAACCGCCACCUUCAACCUCCAGUCAUAUAAACGAGACUCCAAUGACUUCCACUUCUUCUCCAAUGACUUCCACUUCUUCUACUCACCGGUGGGAGUAUGAUGUCUUCUUGAGCUUUAGAGGUGUAGAUACCCGUUGUAGUUUUACGGGCCAUUUAUAUAAAGCUUUGUGUGACAAAGACAUUUACACCUUCAUGGAUGAUAAACUUCGGAGGGGAGAAAAAAUUUCAAAGGAACUUCUCAAAACCAUCAAAAGGUCAAGGAUUUCGGUUGUUGUGUUUUCUGAAAAUUAUGCAUCUUCCAAAUGGUGUUUGGAUGAACUUGUUUGGAUUCUUGACUGUCGGAAAAAUCUUGGCCAAUUGGUUUUACCAGUUUUUUAUGGAAUAGAUCCAUCAGAAGUACAUAAACAAGAGGGAAAGUUUGGGCUAGAAUUGUCUAAACAUGAAAAAAAUUUCAAGGAUAACAUUGGCAAGGUGCAGAUUUGGAGGGCAGCUCUAAAAGAAGUUGGCAAUCUGUCCGGAUUCCAUUACAAUAAUGAUUGUCUUGAAUCGAAAUUUAUCCAGGGAAUUAUCGAAUGGCUAUCAAGUAAAAUAUUUUGCCGCACACGUUUAUUUGUUGCUAAAUACCCUAUUGGAGUAGAUUUUCGUGCAACAAAAAUAGAAAAGCUUUUAUGUAUUGAGUUAAAUGAUAUCCGAGUCGUGGCGAUCCUUGGCCUUGGGGGAAUAGGUAAGACUACAAUCGCAAGAGCUGUAUAUAACAAAAUUUUUGAUGACUUUGAAGGAAGUUUCUUUCUAGAAAAUGUUAAAGAAAGGUCUGGGACAAUUGAUGGCAUAAUCCAACUACAGGAGAUACUUCUUUCUAAGACCUUAGGGGAUGGAAAUUUAAAGGUGGACAACAUAUCUAGAGGAAUCAAUGCGAUAAAGGAAAGACUUUGCCAUAAAAGAGUUCUUUUAGUUCUUGAUGAUGUGGAUGAACGAAAACAAAUAGAAAAUUUGCUUGAAAAAUGUGAUUGGUUAGCUUCUGGAAGUAGAAUCCUUAUAACCACAAGAGACAAAAAUGUGUUAAAGACUCUCAAACAAGAUCCUCUAAUCUAUAUGGUUGAUGAACUGGAUGAAUAUGAAGCUUGCGAACUUUUUAGUUUGUAUGCCUUCCAAACAAAUGAACCUGAGGAAGCCUAUUUUCAACUUACAAAGCAGAUUAUCAAUUAUGUGAAUGGCCUUCCACUAGCUUUAGAAAUAAUUGGUUCUGAUUUGCGUGGAAAAAGUUUAUGUCAAUGGAAAAGUGCAUUAGAGAAGUAUAAAAAGAUUACCGACAAGGAAAUUCUAAAAAUACUCAAAACGAGUUAUGAAGGAUUAGACCAAAAUGAAAAGGAUAUUUUCCUCGAUAUUGCAUUUUUCUUCAAGGGGGAAAAUAUAGAUGAUGUUGUAAAUAUAUUAGAGGCAUGUCAUUUAUUUCCAAAUUAUGGUAUUCAAAAACUUAUUGACAAGUGUUUGAUAACGAUUGAUUGGUGUGGCUAUUUAUCGAUGCAUAACUUGCUACAACAAGUGGGAGAGGAAAUUGUUCAACAAGAAUCAAUACAAGCGCUUGGAAAACGUACUAGGCUACGGGAUUUUGAGGAUGCUCGUGUUAUACUAACUAGUAAUACGGGAAUGGAUAUAACUCGAGGCAUAAUGAUGUACUCACCUGAACCUAUUACAUUGGAAAUUCAUCCUCAAGCUUUCAAAAAGAUGGAAACUAUCAAGUUUCUUAGAGUUAAAAAUGUACAUAUUGAUGGAUGUUUGGAAUAUCUCCCCAACAGUAUAGUGUUGCUGGAUUGGGCUAAUUGUUCUGUUUCCUUACCAUCUGAUUUUUGUCCUCAACAGCUUGUAUACAUCAACAUGCCACAUAGUAACAUUAUAAUACAUAAGCCAUUCAAGCAGGUUGUGCAUUUUAAAAAUUUGAAAAGAAUCAAUCUCAAACAUUGUGAAUCCAGCCAGAGAUUACCUGAGUUGUGGGCUCCAAAUUUAAAGGAAUUUGACCUUUCUUUUUGUAAAAAUUUGGUUGAGAUUCAUGAUUCUAUUGGACUACUUGAUAAGCUUGAAGUUUUGGACCUAUUUUUUUGCAAAAAACUUCAAGCUCUUCCUAGAAGACUUGAGUUCAAAUCUCUAAUAUAUUUUUUUCUCCAAUACUGUGACUCCAUUCAAGAAUUACCUGAAUUGUGUGCCCCAAAUUUAAAGAAAUUAUACCUUUCAAAUUGUAAAUCUUUAGUUAAGGUUCAUGAGUCCAUUGGACUUCUUGAUAAACUUGAAAGUUGGGAUCUCAGAAACUGUGGAAAAUUUCAAACUCUUCCAAGAAGACUUGCGUUAAAAUCUCUUAAAUAUUUUAAUCUUAGAGGGUCCACAAGCCUUGAGAACUUCCCUGAUAUUGACCCUGAAAUGAAAUGCUUAGAGUAUUUACAGUUGGGUGGGACUCGUAUUAAAGAGUUCCCUUCCUCAAAUAGCAUCUAUCAAUUCCAAAAACUUUGGAGUCUAGAUCUUUCUACUAAUAUACCAAGACCAACCUACAAUUCUUUUGAUGGCUAUGGGUUUUUAUGGUUAUUCGGACUUACUCUCUCUGGUGAAAAUGUAACUAAAUUAGAUGAUCUGGUGGUCGAUUACUUUCCCACAUUGUGUAUUCUAAAUCUAGAAAACACCAAUAUUGUUACCAUCCCCGAAAGCUUGAUCAAAUUUACUACAUUAUCGGAUCUUAAUAUAGUUGAUUGCAAGCACUUCGAGGAAAUUCAAGGACUUCCACAAUCUUUACAUCGUUUGAGGGUUAGAAAUUGCCCAUCGUGGAAUCUACAAUCAUCAAAAAAAAUAUUGAGUCAGGGUAUUGCUAAAAAAAAUGCAAAUAGAGUACAUGAAUUUUCACAUCGGCCUCUCCGCUGGAUUGGUUCCUUUCUAGUACCGGGGAGUGAGAUUCCAGAUGAGUUCAAUCAUCAAAGCGAUGGAAAUUCCAUUUCAUUCAUGGUUGAUCGGAAUUGGAGAUUUCCAUAUCUUUUUGCCGUCUGUCUUGCCCUUGGACCGGCUAAUGGAUAUUGUGAGUUUGACAUUUACAUUGACGUCAAUGGUUUCAAAAUUGACUGUGAUAGGGUUUGCUUAGAAAAAAGUGAAUCUUGUAGCCUGUGGUUUUCUUCUGGACCUUUUUGUGAAUGGGAGAAGUUAAAUCUAUCUAAACAGAGUCAUCUUAAGGUUACUGUCAAGAUGGUGAAUCAUUAUUAUCACGGAGAGUCAACGGAUCCUACAGCUAUCAUAAAAAAGUUUGGGAUCCGUGUAGAAUGCAUUUGUUGUCCUCAUAAAUCUUUCGUCCCCGAUUCCCUACCUUUACUACCUCUGUUCCCCACUUCUUGCAAUGAAGGAGAUUCAGGGCGUGCAAUUGCAAAUGGAAACAACAAAUACUAUUGGGUUUGAAUAUGGUUUGAAGGGAUUUCAAGGUGAUUUGAAUAUGUCAUUAUCGAUCCCUAUUGACCCCAAGGUCCACCCUUUAAUACCACUUCCCUAUUCCUCAAAUAUGGAUCAUGAGGCUUUCGAAACUGUAAGUGAUUUGGGGCAUUUGAAGGACUUUUGUAAGGGGUCAUCAUUCACAAAUUCAUGGGUGAAGAAUGUGCAUGAUGACUUUGAUUUGGGUUCAUCUUCAAUGACCCAUGAAUUUGUGAAUGAUGACUUUGAUUUGAAUCUGUCUCCACCCUCGAAGAAAAAGAGGACAUCUUGCUCUAGCUUUGAAGAAUUAUGCCUCUUUUCCUUCCCUUGAUUCUCAUCUCCUCCAACUCCAAGGAUGAAUGUGAGAGAGUGUGAAGACUCAAGCUUAAAAGGAUGAAUAAGUGGAUUUCGUGAGUGUCUCGCAAGAAGCUUACCCACGAAAGAGCCACGUAUAGAGCACAUGACUGGAAGAUGAAGAGUCAUGCCAGCCUGGAGGUUUUCGCGAGUGUCUCGUAGAGUUGAUGACCGCACAAACUUGGACAUCAAAUAGUCUUCCAUGACCAUGAGGUCCAUUUCAUGCCUCUUCUUCUUCCCCCUUUUUUUUCCCUAUGUCAACUGUUCUAUUUGAAAAAUGCCAUUGGAUUGUUUUCUGAGUGAUCAUUCGGGAAAUUUGUUGGGAUUAUUUUGUUUACAAUUUUUUAUUUUUUUUUUCUCUUUUGGAACUAACAACUGUUACAAUUUUGAAAUUAAUAGUGUUGACCAUUGUUAGUUUCAUUACAUGUUAUCAAGUUCUUAGAUUAAAUAGCAUUAGCCUUUGGAUUGACCUCUUAGAAAUUGCAUGCAACUUGUCUGUCAAAAUACUUGACUAUAAAAUUUUUGGGACAUUAGGGCUUUGAGAGUGUAUUUCUAGCAUCCUUUGGCUAUUGUGUUUGUUAUACUUGAGUUGUGAGGUUUGGAUUGAUGCUUUAGGAGACAAAGAAAACCUUAAAUUUUCAAUAUGUUAGAACUCCAUCUAAUUUGAUACAAACCUUACGAGUGCAAAAUAUCCAUUGUAUUAUGUGGAUAGAUGACUUGAUUUGAAUAUUUUCAAUUGGUUAAUUCUAAUACAAAAUUUCCUUUUUAGCUUAUUGUAUCCAUUUCAAUAAAUCUUCGUAUUUUAUUUAUUUUUUCUUGCAUUAGUUUUAACAUUGCCAAUAAUAUGUUAUUGGGAUAGUUGUUGAAUCACUCCGCGCCAUCCCUCAUCAAGCAAAAAAUCCCAAUGGAAGAAAGUAAUAACAGAUUAUCAUGUUGUUUGAACCCAUAACCUGCAUUAACAUCGGAUACAUCCAAGUCAUGCAGCAGCCUACUAGUCUCUGCUGUUUCAAGAUGCUAUUGUAAAUGGGGCAUAUAAUGGUGGAUGAAACAUGUUCCUUAUGUGAGGAGUUGGGAGAUAAACAUGCACAGCCUUUGGUACUGUGAGCAAGCCCAAGCAGUCUGGAAGUGAGAAGCUUUGCAGAUUUAAAUCAGAAGCAUCAUCGAACCUUCAUGGACCUGUUUGAAGGGGUGCUAAUGCAGGGGUCUGUUUUUCGAAUAGCUUGGUUUUCAACCAUAGCUUGGAGUUUAUGGCAACGGUGCAACAGAAUUAGAGAAAACCAGACCACAUGGUCUUUGUUAGAGAUUGGAAGAAAGAGCAAAAGCACAGGUGGAGGAAUAUUUUGAGGUGCACAGACAGGCUCCGAGGACACUUCCCAGACCUGCUCCUGUCUGAUAGGCUCUGCCGAUGGAGAAUUGGUACAAAGCAAACUUUGAUGCAGCCUUAUUCGAACACUUGGGCAUGGCUGGAUGGGGAGUAGUUUUUUGGGACAGCAUGGGGAAUGUGGUUGCAGCACUGAGUCAGAAGAUUUUGCUGCCUCAAAUAGUGGAGAUGGCAGAAGUGUUGGCAGCAAGACGAGCAGUCCUAUUAGCAACAGAGCUAAGUCUUCUUAGGGUGUUGGUUGAGGGUGAUGGCUUGCGGGUUAUACCAGCUUUGAAUGCUCCUGCUAAAUGUCUCACGUUGUAUAGGCAUGUGAUUGAGGAUGCCCGUAGAAUUGGUUCCACAUUGCAAUCAUGUAGCUUUCACCAUAAAAUGAGAGGGUAAUAAGUAAGCGCACACUCUUGCAUGUAGAGCAGUUUUAUCUGCAAAUAUAGAUGUAUGGGUAGAAGAACUACCUAAUGAUUUGGAUGAUGUAUUCCAGAAUGAUUUUUUAUUAAUAA
Messenger RNA from Quercus robur (English oak), 6477 nucleotides. RefSeq names its product disease resistance protein RUN1-like. Lineage: Eukaryota; Viridiplantae; Streptophyta; Magnoliopsida; Fagales; Fagaceae. The record is from RefSeq and is a predicted model, not a curated record. Gene Ontology annotation, molecular function: ADP binding. Bases 721 to 4236 code for a protein of 1171 amino acids. The transcript is spliced from 9 exons. Gene Ontology annotation, biological process: signal transduction; defense response.